AUGAAUUUUUAUAGAGAUGCCACUUGGGUGUUGGAACAUUUAGAGGCUCAGGACAAGAAAGGCAGAGUCUCAGGGUCCCUACUAUCUCUUGUAGUGAAGAGUUGUAAGCAGUUCAAAAUCCAGUCCAAUCCCAAGCAUGUGUAUGCUGUAGUAGAAUCAGCUUGGAAAUUCAAGCCCUUUAUAGAAAGAAUCAUGGCUAAGUCGGGGAUAUUGGACGAUAUACCAAAGAAAAAGGGUAAACCUAUUUAUCAGAGGCUGACGCUGUUGUUAUUAAUUCAUGAUUUAAUGUUUUCUAAAUCCAGGAGAAUUCAAAUGGGAAAACAUCCAAUAAAGACUUUUGUUCUGGGUUAUAAAACUCGGUUACAUUCAGAAUUGGUUAAAUUGAAAUUGAAAUUGAAAGUUACUAAUCUAAAUGAUAUGAUCAAUGCAAAUUCGAAUUCAAAUGAUUCAACUGAUGAUAUUACACCUGUCAGAUGGAUACGUAUUAAUCCAAUCCGUAUUCCAAAACAAAAAUCUUCGGAUGAUAUCAUUCUUGAGUUACGUAAGAAAUUUACCACUAAAGUUGAUCAUUGGUCAAAGAUAAAACCAGGAUGUAUCUAUUACGACGAGUAUAUCCCCAACUUGUUUGGGAUCUCACCAACUGAUAAGAUCACUUCCCAUGAAUUAUACAAAAAUGGGAAAAUUAUUAUUCAGGAUAGAGCUUCAUGUUUCCCAGCUCAUAUUUUGAAUGCCACUCCUGAUGAUUAUAUCAUUGAUGCAUGCGCAGCCCCUGGUAAUAAGACAACUCAUGUAGCUUCAUAUAUCAUGUCUUUGAAUAAUGACACCCAUAUCAAUUUCGAUAAAAAAAGGGUUUUUGCAUUUGAAAAAGAUCCAGAAAGAUCAAAAAUAUUGGAUAAGAUGGUAAAGAUUGCUGGUUGUAAGAAACUUGUAGAAAUUAAUACGGGUGACUUUACAAAGAUUGCUACCCCAGAAAAAUAUCCAAAUGUCACAGGUUUCAUUGUUGAUCCAUCAUGUUCAGGAAGUGGUAUUUUUGGAAGAAAGUUUAUCGAUAAUAUUAAUAGUAAUAAAAAAUUAACUGAAAAAGUUAAAGAUGAAGGAGAAGAUGAUGAACAAGAUAUUCCACUUGAACAAGAAACUUUAGCAGAAGCAAAAGCAAAAGAUGAUUUAGAAACCAGAUUAUCAAAAUUAUCUUCGUUCCAAUUCCAAGUAGUAAAGCACGCUAUGUCCUUUCCAAGUGCUAAAAAAAUAGUUUAUAGCACUUGUUCAAUUCACGCAGAAGAAAAUGAGCGAGUUGUUAUCGAUUUAUUAUUAGACAAGAAAGUAAAAGAAUGGGGCUGGAAAGUGACACCAAGAUCUCUCUCCAUCCCAACAUGGGAAAGAAGAGGGUUAGUUAGUGAAUUCGAAGACGUGUUUAAGAAUGAUCCAGCAAUGGAUCCAAAACAAUUAGCAGAGGGUUGCAUUAGAACUUUGCCGAAAGAGGAUGGUGGUAUUGGUUUCUUUGCCGUUUGUUUCGAAAGAAAUAUCUAG
Henningerozyma blattae CBS 6284 is the source of this 1527-nucleotide messenger RNA. It is a transcript of the gene RCM1, whose product is annotated as rRNA (cytosine-C5-)-methyltransferase RCM1. Gene Ontology annotation, biological process: rRNA base methylation. NCBI's taxonomy places the organism in Eukaryota, Fungi, Ascomycota, Saccharomycetes, Saccharomycetales, Saccharomycetaceae. Gene Ontology annotation, cellular component: nucleolus. The coding region runs from base 1 to 1527 and encodes 508 amino acids. The transcript has a single exon. Gene Ontology annotation, molecular function: methyltransferase activity. The record is from RefSeq and is a predicted model, not a curated record.